AUGCUUCUCAACGCCUCCCCCAUGACUCGCCGCGCCUUUGACGGCUCCGACUUGCAGCUGAACCACCAGCAGCAAAACUCUGUCAAUACCUCUCGCUCCAACAGCACCGUCACCACUUCUUCUACCUCCACCUCAUUCGACUACCCACGCAAGGCCUCGGCCGAGCAGACUAGCCUCGAAAAGAAGCGUGCGCGCCAGGCGGCCACGACCAAGGAGCGAGCCAGCUUUUUCAAGGCUGCUGGCACCGUGUUUGCACUGAAGUGA
Molecule: messenger RNA, 264 nt
Organism: Talaromyces rugulosus
Lineage: Eukaryota; Fungi; Ascomycota; Eurotiomycetes; Eurotiales; Trichocomaceae
Exons: 1
Coding region: 1-264 (87 amino acids)
Source: RefSeq, a predicted model, not a curated record